Messenger RNA from Blepharisma stoltei, 2208 nucleotides. The record is from the annotation of a GenBank genome assembly. Lineage: Eukaryota; Ciliophora; Heterotrichea; Heterotrichida; Blepharismidae.
AUGAAUACUAACUCAGAAAAAUUAGCUCGCGCACGAAAAUUAAUAGAAGAUAAAAAGCGGGCAUUAGACGAAAGAAUUGAAAAAGUAAUUUUUAUUUACUCUAUCCAAUAAAUGAGCGAUAUAUUUUGCUUGCUAGCCAAAGAGAUAUCUUAACUUAACUUAUUAACCAUCACAUUUAACGUCUCCUACGGGGUUGCUCUUUCCAGGACUACCACCACGCUCUCGUCGCUCGGGGCCCACUAGUUGCUGGGACAACUAGCUUUGAUCUCCAACGUGCGCCUCCUGCGCAAUGUUCCGGCUUCGACGGCUCAUGAAUGAGCUACUUUCUCUGUAACGAGGGUUGUCUGCUGGGAAAAUUCCAAAAAAUGGGAUUUCUGGCCGACUUUCGGGCAAAAGGGGGAAAACUUGUAGCCCGGGGCGAAACUCCCGGUUUCUCGCUAGAGAUUUGCCCAAAUGGCCUAGGGAUUACCUGUAGGCGCUGCUGGGCUUCUCCUUUCCAACUCCAAGCCUCCUCUUCUCUCGAGGUAAAAUCCUAACCCGAGAACGGACUGGGAUCAGGCUCUGUACACUGCCAGAAUUGCUUACCUGAUAUUGCUAUCCAUCUCUAGCUAGGCAAAACCUUGCCGGAUAUAAUUAAAUAGGGCUCGAAACUGUCUGGCCGAGAGGCCAGACCCAAGUUGAGACGCCAUAUUUAAUUAUAGCCAAAGAGAUAUCAAAAUUAUUUAAUAGCCUAAUAUAGAAAUAUUUAAAUAAUCUAAUAAUUAUUAAAAUUUAUGCUUUAAAAGAUGCAAGCUGCUUGAAGUGCAAAUUGAUAAAUAAAAUGGUAGAAAUUAGCUCUUUAAUUUCGCUCCUCAUGGAAUUUUAUUUAUGAGGUUGGGUAUUUUAUCGAGAACUUCUGCCAGAAACAGCGGUUUAACUUUGGGAAUAGUACUAGAAACUGCUCCACAGUGCAACCAAGAAGCUCAGAGUUUUACUUAUCAUCACAUCCAAGGGGGUUACUCUUAGGCGGAACACUAGCAGGAGCUGAGUCGGGCAAGGGCUUAUACAUUGCGUCGGGUAAGAAGCGCUGGUCAGGACGGCAGGCGGUUUUAUUUGGGAUGCUCCGACAUUUCGGAUCGGAAAUUCUAGUGACAUCACCAUUUUGGCUCUGUCCCUUUUGUGGGAGUGUGGCAUUAGACAUCUUAAAUACUCUAAUUAAUUUAAUGCAAUUUAAUAUUUGAAAUACAAUACAAUUUGAUAGAUCUUUCACAAUAAUUAUUAACUAUAUAUCAAAAAAUAUUUUUUAAAAAAUUUGUGCUCACUUGUCAAAGUAAGUAAAUUUUUCAAUAGUUUUGCCUCCUAGUCAAGGGAAAUUAGAAAAAAGAGGAAGAAAGGCUGAAAGCCAGGCAGGUUGAAAUUGAAAAACAAAAGAAACAAAUAGAGAAAUGAAAAGCUGAUAAAGGGAUAAAAUCAGUAAAGCCUAAGCCAAAGCCUAAGCCAGAGCCAAUCCCAAAGCCAGUGUUGCAAGAAACUCUAACAUUUGGAAAUAUUUCUUCUCAGUUCUCUCAAAAACUUAUAGACAGAUAUGAAUCUCCUUCUGAUGAAGAAUCCCCAGACACUGUUGUCCCAGAUAUUUAUCCAAAUCCUAAUACCAGCCAAAAAAGCUUAGAAGACUCAAAAGAAAGCAGAGCAAGCACCCCUAAUACAAUAAUUGAAUAUAAGCAAGAGUCCUCCAGAAAUGACUCUAUAGUAGAACUUAAAAUAGAGUCAUCAAAAGUCAGUGAAGAUACUGAAGUCUCUUGCAUCAAAAGAGAAAUAAAAUCUGACCAGUCCAAUGAUGAAAAUAGCAUUUUCGAUGAAAUUACCAACCAAAUGCAAAAGAUACAGACUGAAAUUGAGAAUUUUGAUAUGGAGAAAGAAGAGCAAAGGAAAAUUGUGAAACAAGAAAUUUUGAAAGCAAUUUUUUUCCAUGGAUUUUCUGGUGAUAGGCAAGAAAUGUAUGAAUUUGAGGAGAAAAAUGAGGAUUAUGACCAAACGCCAAGUUUUCAUGAUGAAAUUUUAUUUUCAGAGCAAAUGUGCAGAAAAUGGAAUAGCCCAAUAAUGAAAAAUUUCUUGAGAUAUGAUUCGGGGACGAAGGAAUAUAAAGAGAUGCACUGCAAAGAAUAUAUAGCGGGUAGCGAUGCUACUAAUUUAAAAUCAAACCAAAAAGCCUUUCAAUGUUCUAAAUAA